Molecule: messenger RNA, 1873 nt
Organism: Sander lucioperca (pikeperch)
Lineage: Eukaryota; Metazoa; Chordata; Actinopteri; Perciformes; Percidae
Product: V-set and immunoglobulin domain-containing protein 10-like 2
Exons: 8
Coding region: 148-1497 (449 amino acids)
Biological process (GO): cell-cell adhesion
Cellular component (GO): cell-cell junction
Molecular function (GO): cell adhesion molecule binding
Source: RefSeq, a predicted model, not a curated record
UACACCUCUCUGAGACUCUUCUGCUCUUGGCCUGGCGGAUUACCCUCCCCGUCUCUCCACUGGACCGGACUUGUAAACACUGCCAACACCAACACUGCCGUCUUGCUGCCAUCUGAAGGCCUCAACUCCAACAGCUUAUUUACUUGCAUGGGCUCCCACCUGGCACUCAAACAAUCAAUAGAGUGCAGCACACGUACAUAUAUUCCCCCUGCAGAGCCGGAGUGUUUUGCCUAUGUGACUAACAAUAAACAGUAUCUGAUGCUGUCCUGCUCCUGGGAUGGAGGGGCCCCGAAAGCCUUGGUGUGGUGGGAGGGCCCAGAUGGCCAGGCCAAAGGCGGAGAAGAAAACUCCAACAUCCUGAUCCUUCGCUACGGCACCGCCCGCAGCGGGAAACCCUACACCUGCCAUGCUAAGCAUCCACUUCUGGUCCAAACCAAAACCUGCAGGCUCACACUGGAGGCUCCUGUAUUGCUGACACAGCGCAGAGUUGUGUCUGUAUACGAGGGGAGUGACGUUCAGCUCACCUGCAACCUGAGAGCCAACUACCUUCCUGUCAGUGAAAUCACCUGGUUUAACAAUCAGGGUGUGGGCGUCCUAGACACCUCAAAGUACGCACUGCUGCAAACAUCUGCAUGGGCCAAUCUGACUGUGAGAGACACAGAUGAGACUCAAGACAGCGGCGAGUACAGGUGCUCCACUUCCAACGCAGUGGGAGGAACUGAAAUCAAUGUCACUUUAGUGAUCAAGAGGUACCCCAUACCACCCAAUGUGACCCUGGUCAAAGUGAUGUACAACAGCCGACAGCGUAACGAGGUGGGGCUGGAGUGGCAGGUAGAGAAUGAAGGAGGAGGAGGAUGGACAGGUUUCAUCCUGCAGCACAUAUGGGUGUCAGAGCGACCAGGAAGGAGAGGCAGCAACAAUGUUUCAAAGCAGGAGAUGGAGGAGAGGAUCAGUCCACCAGACUGGUACUCUAAUAUCAUCCAGGACCCAGAAGUCAGGAUCUAUACAGUAGGGAGACUGACAUCGACCGUUACCUACAAGUUCCGCAUCACGCCUGUCAACCACCGCACUGUCGGACAUCCUUCUGCUGCAAAGACUCCAGCGGAACCACGCUACAAUGUGUACCCUGCUGUGAUUGGAGCAGCUAUAGGCGGGAUGCUCUUUGCAGCCUUCCUAACAGCGCUGCUGCUCGUGUUCAUAAUCCGCAACCGCAACAACAAUCCUCGAUUACAUGACAUGCUGUUUGGUUUGCAGCAUAGCCAGUCAAGAGAAAACAUCAACUUCCCAGAGGAUGAAUUGGAAGGCAGGUCAGAGGGAGGAAUAGAGGAGAUUGGUGGAUCAUCCAGUCCAGGUCCAACCAUGGCUUUACCCCGGGCAGCUUCACCCCUCACCACCUCACCUGCGAGUGCCACCCCCGCCACCAGCCAAGCCCCUCCCCCUGGAGACGACAAUGAACCUGUCAGCGUCACCAUCACCGUCAAGGCUACAGGCUCAUAGUCAUACAUGUAGGCUAUAUCACGGACUCCUUCGGUUGUAAUUUUACCUGGAAUUAAAGGUUGUGCUGACAGUUUGGACAAUUAUUACAGUAUGUAGCAUGUGACCUAGAUCUCAACUCAACUACAUUUACAGUUACAAGCAUAUAUUUCGCUACAACACUUUGAUCUUUUGAUUUUUACAUUAAUGCUAUGUAUGUAUACUGCUUAGCCAACAGGAGUGUUUUUUUUUUUAACCAGAACCCCUUUUUGUUGUAGCAGGUACCUACAGGGCUUGAACAGCACCUGCUGCUUCCUUAUCAAACAAUUUCACUUUUAUAUUUGCAUGGAUACUGAACAUUGGAGUUACCUCAUAUUAAACCCUAAAAUUAUUAUUUUUU